Molecule: messenger RNA, 1302 nt
Organism: Hyaloscypha bicolor E
Lineage: Eukaryota; Fungi; Ascomycota; Leotiomycetes; Helotiales; Hyaloscyphaceae
Exons: 1
Coding region: 268-1131 (287 amino acids)
Source: RefSeq, a predicted model, not a curated record
AUGUUCAAGAACGCUUUAAGAAAGGACGGCCGAACUCCAUUCUUAAAUUCCGUCAAACAACUGGCGAUUCGGGACGUCAAUCCUUAAGCAGUUCCUUGGGAUCCAGUGCUGCCCAACCUCCUUCUUACUCAGAGCCUCCCAUAAUGCAAGUAACGGACUCGGCAGAAGCCGAAUCCUCAACUCAAGACGGAACUUUAUAUGCAAGAAACAAAAGGCCGCGAGUGGAUGGAGAUUUUCAAGGGCUUCAAACUGUGAACUCAGAGAGCGAUGAAGAGCUUCCUGGAUAUGAUCAAAUUAGCUGAUUUCUGCAAGGCGGGACUGCUUUUCGUCGAAACUCAAUUCUCGCCUUACCUGUCUACGGCUUCAAUCUUUCUUCAGUUGUUGGAGACCAGCCUUUCCCAGACUAGGUUAGAUGGGGUCAGUCUCAUAACAACUCUAGCACGGCCUCUCAAUCAAACCCAUUGUAUCGAUGACUGUGGUACAAUGGCAAUUCUCGCUCAUCAAUGUGAAGCGGUCUUGUCAUCUCGGACCACGUGCGCGCCCAUUCACACUACACUUAAAGACGCGACGGGAAGGCAACUCUACCUCGCGACAAACUUCGCUUCCCCAGAACGACACCACUCCAAAAUCGUUUCCACGACCGAGAAUCAACCACCCGCGAUUCCACGUCUUCCUACCUUUGAUGUACGCAAGGUAGUUCAACAAUUCCGAGAGGUUACAGAGUCCCGCCAACAAUCCUCAAAUGACUGCAAGCUAACAACCUUGCUUCGCAUUCGAAUGUCCCCCACCAGGACGGCGUUGACCACGGACGAAGCCACGCACAGCUGUACCUCAGAAGAGCUUUCCGACUCGAACGAUCCUUCCCAACAUCGACUCAAUACUUUGACAUGUUUCGGCAAGCUUGCCAUUGAGCUCCGAACAAUCAUAUGGCGAUUCUCUCUCCCAAGACAACGCAAGGUCCACGUCAAUACUCGCAUAAAUUUGGAUACUUCGGGUAAAUUCCACCUGUUCUCCAAGUCGCACUCCCGAUCUUCGUCCAUCUUCUGGGUCAAUCGUGACAGUCGCGCUAUUGCCUUGAAGCACUAUCGGGCUCUCCUUCAAGAUAGCAGCAACCCGAGACGGAAGACUUAAUUUCAUCUCGCGUCCGAUAUUGUCGCCUUCCCCGAUCUCCAUCCGUUGAGAGAGGGCAACUUGCAUUUGAAAGCUUCACCCAGAUUUUUGGCCACAUUCGAGGAGGUGCAUUCGCUGGAGCUACAUCAAAUGUGGUGGAGUGGUUUCAGAACCUUCAUCACAGGUCUAGGA